Molecule: messenger RNA, 3225 nt
Organism: Siniperca chuatsi (mandarin fish)
Lineage: Eukaryota; Metazoa; Chordata; Actinopteri; Centrarchiformes; Sinipercidae
Exons: 20
Coding region: 63-2171 (702 amino acids)
Biological process (GO): proteolysis
Cellular component (GO): cytoplasm
Molecular function (GO): calcium ion binding; calcium-dependent cysteine-type endopeptidase activity
Source: RefSeq, a predicted model, not a curated record
GUCAAGACAGACACUACGGAAGCUCAGUUCAGAUAGUCCUGAAGGUUCAGCAGAGACCGAACAUGAUAAAGUCGCUGAGUGUGUCGUCUGAAAGCUCCCUCCCUCCGCUGGAGGAUGAUGUGGACUCGGUCUGCUCCGACGAGCUGCUUGGCUCUCAGUCCCGCCGCUGGCUGGCGGACCUCCUGACCAGGGACAUGCCUCCGGAGAGCGGGGACGUGAACACGGUCGGCCGGGACGGGCUGUUCGUGGACUACCACUUCCCCGUGGGAGAGCUGGAGAUGCCGCCCGGGGUCAAGUGGAAACGACCAAAGGAACUCUGUCCAUCACCUCAGUUCAUAGUAGACGGAGCUACGCGCCUGGACGUCUGCCAGGGAAAACUCAAUGACUGCUGGUUACUUUCUGCUAUCGCAUCUCUCUCCAUCCAUCGCUCCCUGCUCAAGAAGGUCGUGCCCCUAGAACAGAGCUUCCAAGACGGGUACAAUGGCUGCUUCGCCUUCAGGUUCUGGCAGUACGGUCAGUGGGAGGAGGUGAGGAUAGACGACUUCUUGCCGACUCAGGACAACAAUCUGAUCUUCCUCAGCUCCCCAGACAAAUAUGAGUUCUGGAGCUCCCUGCUGGAGAAGGCCUACGCCAAGCUGAAAGGUGGCUACAGAGCUCUGGACAUGGGCUACCCUCAUGAGGCCAUGGUUGAUAUGACGGGCGGGGUGGCCGAGGUUUUGACGAUCGCCUCAAUGCCCAGAGACCUGCCAGCGUUCCUCAGAUACCUGCUGGUUAAAGGAGCACUCAUCAACUGUGCCAACUGCCAGGGUCCUUUGGGGCAAAGGAAUGAACUGGGGAUCAUGUUCAGACAUGCCUACUCUCUGACUGCAGUAGAGAAGGUGAAGACGACAUACGGCACAGAGGAUUUGGUGCGAAUCCUCAACCCCUGGGGCAACACAGAGUGGGAGGGGCCCUGGAGUGACAUGAAAGGUCCGGAGUGGUACACAGUGAGUGUCGAGGAGCAGAAAAGACUAGAGAGAGUCAGCCGGGAGGACGGGGAGUUCUGGAUGUCGGUGUCAGACUUCCGACAGCACUUCGAGAUUAUGGAGGUUUGUCACCUGACUGACGCUCUCAGCGAACCAGGCUCCAGCGUGCUGCCGUGGUGCUGCAUAAUGCAUCAUGGGAACUGGGUGCCGUACAUCACAGCAGGAGGCUCUCACCAAGGGGGUUUGUUCUGGCAGAACCCUCAGUUCAACUUCGUCCUGUCGGAGACGGAUCGCAACCCUGCCGACUCUCAGAAUACCUGCUCCUUCGUUUUGGCUCUGAUGCAGAAACACCAGAGACGGAUGGGCAAUAACCUGGGCAUCGCCCUGCAUAUAUACCCGGCCCAUCCUAAGAAAACAUACCUGACGCCUGAGGACUUGAGUGGGCUCCGCCCGAUCCUCUGCAGCCCCCAUUACUCCUCACGUCGGGAGAUUGUUCUUCGCGGCUCCCUUCCACCAGGCCGUUACAUCAUCAUCCCUUCAACCGCCGAGCCCAAUCAGCAGGGAGCAUUCCUCCUCCGGGUGCUGACAGAGCAGGGCAAUGCUGCCACUCCAGCUCACAAGCCAGCGGCACAAGAUAUCUCUUCGUUAACAGAGCCUUCAUUUCCUCACCAGGCUGCUCUUCCUUCGCUUACAUCUACCAAACAUCUGUUCAAGAAGCACUGCAACUCGAAGGGGUUCUGCAAACCAGUGCACCUCCACAACCUGCUGACUGAGGCCAUACAGGGAGGAGUGAUGGCCGGCAGUGAGAAGGACUUGGCUCUGGAGCACUGCAAGAGCAUGGUGGUCCUCAUGGAUACCCAAGGCAUCGCUCAGCUAAACUGGUCAGAGUUCCAGAGUCUGUGGGACAAGAUCAGGAGGUGGACGGAUAUCUUCCUGGUGUUUGACAAGAACAAAACUCGCCGGCUCGAGUAUCAAGAGGUGACCCCCGCUCUGAAGGCAGCAGGCAUCAUGGUGGAUGAUUUGGUAAUGCAGCUGGUUGGACUGAGAUACACAGAGCCGGACAUGACCAUCAGUUACCCCGGCUUCCUGUACCUGCUGAUGAAACUGGAGAGCAUGAUCCACAAAUUUCAAGCGUUCGACAUGGUGGGGAUGGGAACCAUAACAGUCAGCUACAGACAGUGGCUCCACAUGACCAUGUACAACUGACCUGACCUGGUCCCCUCAGACGGAUUCAUCAGGAUUUGCUUUGUUUCUGCUCUUCUGUUUUUCAGCUGUCUGAACGCGGAUGAACAGUAUAGUUCAAUGAUAGAAACAUGUAGCACACAGUACUAAGACUUCUUAUGCCAUUUAUUUUUCCUCCUGUAUGUUGUCGUCAUAUAGUCAAACAGUGACAAUGGAAACAUCUUUAAGUCAGUCAUGGAAACAUCCGAGGUGGAAGGUCAAAGCAAGAUGAGGAAAGGAGAAGUUUAUGAUUCACUGUGUUGGUGCCACUUCAGCAAAGGUCACCUCAGUGAUUUUAAUAAGUGAAACUUUAAGAUGUUGCCUUGUCUUUAAUUUCCUCUCAACUGUCAUUUCUCAGCCUUAAUUAGAGCUGUUGGACCCUGUCCUCCUCCAGUCUAAUAUGAAAAUCAACAGCAGCGUAAAAUAACUUCCUUUAACUAUGGUCAACACUAAAAUAAUUUUAAAAUACCUGCAUUAGUAAAUCCAUAAAUGAUAUAUAUAUAUAUAUAUAUAUAUAAUGUAUAUUAGGGCUUCUUUUCAUACCAACAAGUCUAUUAGUUGAUUUAUCAGACUAAUCAUUUCAUUAUCCUCUUUUGUGCCUUUCUUUAUUAUCGUAAAGCCUUAAAGCUGAAGUGAAAAACAAUUCUUGGCAACAUGCUGGCAUUCCAGUAAAGUGUAGUCUGAAUACUACGUGAUCCAUUUAUCCUACACUUAUACACGAUUGUAGAAAAUGUAUAAAAAGUGGUUUUGAACUCAUUUCUUCUGUUUGCCUCUGACAAAAUGUUGAGCUUAAUGCUGCGUGAAUAAAGAAAGAGCCAAAGUCUGUGAAGUCCUUCUCCACUUUGUUUCAAGGAUGCCAGCACCAAUAUGUUCAGGUGGAGGUGCAUCUUCAUUUGGCUUUGUUAUAUAAAAAUGUUUUUUAAAAUGUAAUGAUGUGUUCAAUUAUGACCCAUUCCAGUGUGCUCCCUUCUCUCUGGUACCACAUUCAUUUGCUUAAAAGGUGAUUAAAACUGAUGUGCCGUUCGUGUGCAGUAAGUCA